Messenger RNA from Geodia barretti, 357 nucleotides. Lineage: Eukaryota; Metazoa; Porifera; Demospongiae; Tetractinellida; Geodiidae. The record is from the annotation of a GenBank genome assembly.
AUGAAACAGAAAUACGCAGUGGUGUUCGAGCGAAGUCCGAAUAACUACGGCGCAUACGUGCCAGAUCUGCCUGGCUGCGUAAGCGUCGGCGAUACUUGGGAAGAGAUGCAGGAGAUGAUCAAGGAGGCGAUUACCUACCACAUCGAGGACAUGCUGGAAUGCGGCGAGCCGUUACCGCAGCCCCAAAUGUCCAUAGAGCAGGCAAUCGCUUUCCACAACCAACCUCUUCCUGAGUGUGUAAAGCAGUCUCUCGCCGAGUUCGGAGAAGUUGACGGCACCAACGACCCUGAGUUUCCGCCAAGGUUCGGCAUGGUCGAAGUCGAGAUAAGUGUGCCGCACUCCGUUAAGGCAGUUUGA